CGAUAUCGUUGUACUUCCAACGACAAAUCAAAGAUGUCUGAAAUCUGAGGAAACGAUUGAAAAAAGUACUACACAAUAUCCGUGCAAAUCUUCCGUAGGCUCAAGAAUAUCACGAUAUACUAAUUAAUUUCUGAACGUUCUGAAAUUCAUGCUACAACUGACAUCAAUAUUUAUCUACCAAAGUGUUAAGGUCGACAGUAUUUUUUACCAACAAACGGCACGGAAAAUUGACUGCAUUUGCCAAAAGGUACACGCAGUACGUACGCAGUAUAAACGAACACUACACCGUACAUACUGUGCAUGUACUGUGAAUAAUGGCUACUCGUCUAGACGGAUUUUGAAUUGUGCUAUGACUGAAACAACCAUGAAUUUUGUGCUUGGACUCGGAGCCUCUUACAUGUACGCCAUGUGAAUUGAAGUUCUUGGACAGUUGACUAAUUCAUAUUCGUCUCCUCAUUCGACAUCGGUGCUUGUUUGGACAUUUUGGUUACAAUUUCAACUGGCUGUUGGCUACCGGUACAGUACUGUACUGGUCGAUAAGGGAAGAGACGGGGUAGACACGCCACGCAUGCAGCGCAGUGCUUGUUGAGUGGCGACCAUACGGAGCGGUUUUGCCUGGGCCUCUGAGCCCGGCGCGUUUCCGUGAUGGUGUACCGUUCGACAAAGCCCGCUGUCGUGAUCUGACUAGUGCUGGCCAGCUUUACCGUCAACGAACACAUGACGAACAAAUCGAACGCAAUUGAUGGACUGUGUGUAGACUACGUGUGAUUUCUUCCUGAGUGCUUCACUUUCAGAUUUGAAUGAAACUCAUGCUUUUCAAAUAUUUUUUUGUGUGAACACAGGAUUACAUGUGAGUGACUGACUGAAAGGUGAAAGACGUGUGCCAACACAUAAAAUACAAUAUGCCAAGCAGUCAUAAGAAUCGGGGUGGAAGCCCCAGUUAUUAUCAUGAACACAGAGAUAGCCCUAGCAAGAGGAAACAUAGCAAGUCCUCAAAGUCUGGACGACACAAAAGUAAACGCUCGCGGGACAAGGUCAAGGAACAAGUUGUUAAACCUUUGGUAGAGUAUGACGAUAUUAGUAGUGAGGACUAUUCUUUAAGCCCCGUACCUUCUCCGCCACCGCAGAAGAGUAGACCGUCCCCUGACCCUCCGAAGAAACGGAGACAUGUGUCCCCAGCAACGGCGAUUAAAAAUUAUGCGACUCAACAAGGGAGGGAUUCUCCGCAUUCUUCAAACUCUAGGAGUUCUUCCUCAAGAAGGCCGCCCUCCCCUGAACCUUACCCUGUGUCGCAAAAGAGUUACUCAUCUUCCAGACAUGGAAGAUCCAAUGAAGCCUCUAGGCCAAGGGCUUAUCAAAGCUCUCCCCCUCCUCCAACCAGAUACCACAGUCCACCACCCAGGUACUCGGCAUCUCCAAAGCGAUCUAAACAAUCAAAGAGUAAGCAAAAGUAUAGGAAAUCGCCUAUGAGAAGCAGGAAGAACAGAAGUCCAAGUCCGGACUAUUACCAGAUGUCCAGGCAAAGCAACAAGUCAAGAAGUAGAAGUCCCUCCUACAGCAAAUCUAAAACUAAAAGCAGGAAGAAGCAUCAGAAGGUAUCCCGGUCUCCCAGUGGCAGUCCUUACCGAAGACCUAAACACACUCCGUCCAGAUCCCCUUCACCUCCGCCUUAUCGUAGCAAGAAACGGGCACGGAGCCCUUCACUUGAUUUUCCUGCUACCAAGUAUCAUUCUUCCAUUGGAGGAGAAGUCCUCAAGUACAGGAAGAAAAAUAUUCAGGCUGUGAAGACCAAGGAAGUCAAACAGGAGAAGGAACCUUCUCCAGAACCAAUGCCAGAACCUGUCAAGGUCAAAAUGCCAAAGCCAGAAAGCCCAAUGAUUUUUACAAUUAAAAAUGACCUGAAGGAGAAGGAAACUGCCUCACCUCAGCGGACAGUUGUGGAAUUGCCAGAUAGAGGCCUUGUUAUAAAGAAAGAAAUAAAACCAGUUGUGCCGUCUCCUGUCCCAGCACCUGAACCUGAACCAAAAAGAUCCUCUCCUCCCCCAAGGCAAGCUCCAGCAAAACCACCUUUGCCCCUCCCGCCUACGAUAGAUGCAGUGGACAGUCCUAUGAGAGUGGUGAAAGAUAAAGGUGAUGUUGCAGAGCGGAUGCGAAAUCUAUCCAGGGAUCGAGCAAGAUCAAGGACAUCAAUAUCAGAUCUUCCACUCCCUCCGAUGGCUCCAACUCCUGAAGAAUCGCCAGUGGACACUCCAUCACCUCAGACGCAGCCACGGUCAAAGACCAAGGAGAAGGAGGCGAAAGAAUCUAAGGUUGACCUUGGGAAGCGGGAGAUGAUCAGACAGCGGAGGGCAAAGUUAGCUGGAAGCUCCUUGGAUUGGGGAGAGAGGUGUGUUGAUGUCUUCGAGAUCAUCAACCAGAUUGGAGAAGGAACCUAUGGCCAAGUGUAUAAGGCUCGGGACAAAGAUACAGGUGAACUGGUAGCUUUGAAAAAGGUGAGGACAGACAAUGAGAAAGAGGGCUUUCCAAUCACAGCCGUCAGAGAGAUUAAGAUCCUGAGGCAGUUGAACCAUGACAGUGUAGUCAGGCUCCAUGAAAUUGUCACGGAUAAACAGGAUGCACUUGACUUUAAAAAGGACAAAGGAGCCUUCUACCUGGUAUUUGAGUACAUGGACCAUGAUCUGAUGGGACUACUAGAAUCAGGACUUGUGAACUUCAGCGAGGAACAUGUCCGUAGCUUCAUGAAGCAACUUCUUGAUGGCCUGAACUACUGUCACAAGAGGAACUUCCUGCACAGAGAUAUUAAAUGUUCUAAUAUCUUACUGAAUAACAAGGGCCAUAUCAAGCUGGCUGACUUUGGUUUAGCAAGAUUGUACCAUGCUGAUGACAAGACCAGGCCUUACACCAACAAAGUCAUCACCCUCUGGUACCGGCCACCAGAACUCCUGCUCGGAGAAGAGCGUUAUGGUCCAGCAGUAGAUGUCUGGAGCUGCGGCUGUAUCCUUGGGGAGCUCUUCACACAAAGACCCAUUUUCCAGGCCAACCAGGAGUUGGCCCAGCUGGAGCUGAUCAGCAGGAUCUGUGGCACACCUACCCCAGCAGUCUGGCCGGAAGUCAUUCGCUUACCCCUCUUCAACACCAUGAAGCCCAAGAAGAUGUAUAACCGUAGGCUCAGAGAAGAAUUCUCCUUGUUACCCAAAGAUGCCCUUGAUCUAUUAGAUGGAAUGUUGACCCUUGACCCUGAUAAGAGAACCACUGCUGAAGAUGCGCUGAACUGUAUCUGGCUGCAGGCUAUCAACCCAGGAAAACUGACCCAGCCAGACUUGCCACAUUGGCAGGAUUGCCAUGAACUGUGGAGUAAGCGCAGACGGCGACAGGAAAGGCAGCAACAGCAGCAGGCAGCUGCUCAGAAUCGAGCAGGCAAUGGGACGGAGCAAAGCCACUCUAAAUCCAGUCGCAAAGAGCCCCUGCCUCCUGCAGUAACCGAGGAAGAAGCUACUCAUAUACCUGGACUAGGGUCAGAAGAGUCAGGUAGCUCAAAGAGAGGAAGCAGAGCCCCAAGUCGGUCCAACACACCCCAAGCCUCCAAAGAGAGUAAGGAUCCUUCGGGAGAUGGAGGGAAAGGGUCAGGAGAAAAGAAGCUUGCCAAGUUGAUAAACCUGCUACAGGCUCAGCCCCAGCUGGAUGUCAACAAACUUGCAGAAACCCUCAAUGUGCAAGUUGAUGCCUCCACAAUCAAGCUCUUGGAGAACCUGAACAUGCAGCUUUUAAUUGCAGCACAUGCAACCAAACAAAAGUCCAAAGAAGAUGAGGCGAAGCCAGCACCGUUGCCUAAUAAAGAAGUCACUACAGAUUUGCUUGUCAAGGCCUUGGAAGGGUCCAAAGGAACAGGUGGUGCCCUGGAGCAGGUGUUUGGGACUUCAUCAUCGGAGCAGAAAAAGCAUGCUAAGGAAAUUGCAACCUCUCUUGCCCAAUAUGUCUCUGCCCUGUUUGGUAAACCAGUCAAUCCUUCAAAAGGGGCAUCUGACCCAGCCCCCUCUAGUGUCACGAGUCAGGGUAAAGGUUAUGGAAAUGCCCAACAAAGCACAUCAAUCAUCACUCCACCCUCGGACUCCCGUAGCUCUUUUGCGGACAAUUAUGGCAAUUCUCAGGGAGGAGAAUCUUCCAGUAUGUCAUAUUCAAGGGAAAACUCCAGACCAGAUUUUGGUGUGUCGGAUGACUCGCAACAGAGCUGGAAACCCCCAACUCCUCUGGGGCCACCACCAGAGUCACCAGAAGCGGAAGAGCAGGAGCAGCAACAUGCAGAAGAUACCAAUUUGGUGACUCCCGGUGUAAAGGCUGCCUUGAUGCAGAUGAUUGCUCAGCAGGGUUUAUCUGAGCUGGGUAUCGAUCAGCAGCCUGUGGACCCUAACUUGCCCCCACCGCCAGAACCGGCCCUUCCACCCCCAGACAGUGCACCUCAGGAUCCCUUCCUACCUCACUCAAAACCCAUCUUUCCCAGUGGACAGUACUGCAAAGAUGACCCAUCCAAGGCAUCAGGAAGUGGAGACAGAGGGAACUUGUUCCCUGCAGGGAAGAACAAGGGUAAAACUUGGGGUCCUCUUCCUUUCAAUCGAGGGGGUGGUAGAGGAGGGUUCAAGGGAUCACAUCGAGGUAAUAAGAAGGGUCCAGUAGGGCCAGGGACAGGAUGGUCAUGAUGAUUGUGAAAACAAGAGUUACUUUUAUUUUUACAGUCUUCUUGUAGACAGCGAGAAUAUAUCAUGAUUUAGGUAUGAUAACUGUCUUAUUUAGAUGUUCCCUUGAUCUCUCGUUUUGUACUAGAAGGAUCAGCUGAUGAAAAUUUUUUAAAAGUGUGACAUGACAUAUUUAUCAAAAGUGGAUUUGUGCUUUCCUAUGUUAUAAAUAUAUCUCAAAAUCACCCAAUGUAACUGAUUAUUUGCUACAUGUGUCAUAAGUUCUCAUGUUUUGCACUACAAGAUUUAAACAAACUAAAUUACAUGUAGCAGAAGCCCUCAACAGAAAAGAAAGUAGGAUUGUAUCAAGUUAAGUGAGCUUGACCUAAUGAAACAUGCGUAGUUGCCAAUUGUAUGUUAUAGAGUAUCGUAAACAAAGUUUUUUCAGAGAAAUUAUUCCUUCUAUCAAGUUUUAGAUAUAUGGCAAGACCACAUGUUUUUAAUUCCAGCUCCAUUGGAUUUGCCUUUUUAUAAAAUUGGCUAUCGAAAAUAAAAUGGGCAGUACAGUGACCAUUGUUUGAGAUUAUUUGACGAUUAUUCAUUUGGAAUGAUAAGUCUCCAUAUUUCUGCUGGCCAUAAUCAGUAUUGUCCAGCCUUAGUAAAGAGGAAAUGAUUGCAAUAUUCUUGAUGGGGAAUAAUGAAAAUAUCAUAACGGGAUAAAUCAGAGAUGAUCUUGUUAUUUCUUUCUACCCAAAAUUCCUGUGAAAAAGGGACGGCACCUAAUGGUAAUAACUUUAUCAGUAAUUGCAGUUAUCAAAUUAUAAUUUAAGUUCCGUUUCAUCCCAUUAAUUGAGAAUGCAUCCAAUUUGAAGUGGUCAGGAUGUUAAGUUUUUUGACAGAAAUAGGAAGUUCAUCCAUUUCUAUAAAUAAAUCUAAUUUAAAAAUAAUCUAAUUUCCAACACACUUUUUGAUAACUUUCUACUUUAACUUUGUCUGCAAAAGGAUCUAUUCUAGGAAACUUUCUUAUCAAUUCUUGGCAUCCCUAAAGGGGCUGUCAUUACCAGAAAUCUAGUCAGCACAUGCCGGUGCCAUGUUGCAAGCCAUUCAAUCCUAUUUCUUGGUAACCUUAAAUGAGAAACAAAUUAUCUGUUACAAAGAAGGUGUGAUUCUUGAUAUUAUGAGAUGGAUUAAAUUACAACAGCUUAGCAUAUGCUGGCUAAAUGCCCCAUAACUUUUUAAAGAUUUAACUUCAUGUUUGUCACCUAUCUUUUUUGGUUGGCAGACAAAUUCUUAUUUUUGUUCCUCAUACAAUAGAUAUAUUUUUAGAUAAUAAUCUGUUAGGAUAUUCAUCCAUAGCAUUGCUCAUCUAAUGAAACAGAGACCGAAUAGAAGAAUCUUUAUUGGCCGGCACCCCAGAGCAGAUGUCUUGGUACAGAGAGAGAGACAGAUCUUCAUUUUGCAUCACUACCUAGGCAGCUUUUAAAUUGAUAUCUUUCUGAGGAGGGUGAUUAUAUUUCAAUCUGUUUAAUAUAUUUACAUGUGUAAGUUCUUGCAUUUUACAUAAUUUCUAAAUAGAUUAUGAUAAAGAUGUUAUCGAGGUUUAUUAGGCACUUUGCAACACAACUCUGUGUGACGUGAUUAUUUAGCCAUGAACAAGUCCGUAAUGCAGAUGCAUACUUAGCCCCCCCCCCCCCCAUUAAAUAUACCUGGUCUUGCCUUGGAAGAAAAAAAAAUUGCAGGUAACAUGACACAAUUUUAGUUUCAAACCUAAAGAUGCCUGUUGCAGCGUGAGGAAGGAACUAGUUUUCAGAUUAUACCAAAAUUAAAAAAAAGGUCACAAUAUAAUAAUAAUUAGCAGUAACACUGAUCAGAGAUUUGAUUUGAUAGUAGGGUAGUAUGGUAGGAUCUUUUAAUAUUGUCAAAUGUUAAAGUGUCCAAUAUAGUCGCAUCUCCAGCUACAUUCUAUGUUAAUGGUGACACAGUCACCUUUUUCCUCAUGUUUUUAAAAACAAGAUGUGAAGUAUUUCCUAGUUCAUUAGAAGGAAACCUGUUCAUCAUGUUUUUUUUUUAUGAAAGAGUUAUCAAGAGAUCUAUGUGUAGACUUUAUUUCUUUGUAGUUAGUUGUAAUAUAGAUCCUGAUUUUAGAUGAAAGCUAAGAAUCUAAUGAUUUAAACAUUUUUGUAACUUGUAAAUUUAUGUGUGACUUCGGAUGAUAGUACUCUGUGUGUGCUUUAUGCACUUUGCUUUUUUUGAUGUCACACAAGAAGAUAUUCUUAUGAGCUGGCCAUAUUAAGAGCUGUAAUUAUAAAGAUUUUCUCCUCUAGAUAUUUUUUAAGCCAGUCAGAUGUUAAUCAGAGACAAAAGUUACUUUGCAAACCAGUGCAAGUGUAAUAUGUAAAUCGUAAGGAAAAUUGAAAUUUCUGUGAUGUGUUGAUAAGCAAAGAAAGAAAUUAAAAAUAUGUAAAUGACA
Molecule: messenger RNA, 7140 nt
Organism: Lytechinus variegatus (green sea urchin)
Lineage: Eukaryota; Metazoa; Echinodermata; Echinoidea; Temnopleuroida; Toxopneustidae
Product: cyclin-dependent kinase 12-like
Exons: 8
Coding region: 903-4694 (1263 amino acids)
Biological process (GO): positive regulation of transcription elongation by RNA polymerase II; transcription elongation by RNA polymerase II; protein phosphorylation
Cellular component (GO): cyclin/CDK positive transcription elongation factor complex; nucleus
Molecular function (GO): cyclin binding; RNA polymerase II CTD heptapeptide repeat kinase activity; ATP binding
Source: RefSeq, a predicted model, not a curated record